AUGUAUUGGCAGUAUAAUAGUAGUAUAGGAAAUAUAAAGGUAUAGAUAGAGAGAUCAGAAGAUAGUAGAGCAGAUAAUAUAUUAGUAAUCAGAUAUAGAUAUAGGAUAAGAGAUGAAAUAUUAGUGGAGCAGUACCUCUCCACCUUCGAGCCGCACGCCUUCGUGGUCACCUACAGCGUGGUCGAGCGCCGCAGUUUCCAGAGGGCAGAGGAAGUCCUGCAGCUGUUAUGGCGGCUCGACGUCAUGACCAACAGAGGCGUCAUCCUCGUUGCAAAUAAGACAGAUAUCGUGAGAUCUCGUUCCGUCACGCCGAAAGAGGGAUCGAAUCUGGCGGACUCCUACGACUGCAAGUACAUUGAGACUUCGAGUGGCUUCAACCACCAAGUGGACGAACUCCUCGUUGGAAUCCUGAAGCAGAUUCGGCUUAAAACCCACAGUUCCGAAGCCACGUCGAGAAAGCGUAGUACGCGGAAGAAGAAGUACCGAGGAACGAAGACUUCGGCAAGUCUUAAGGUGAAGAGCUUUCUAACGAAGGUGUGCGGGAAGGAACCCAAGAGCAAGUCUUGUGAGAACCUGCACGUGCUCUGA
This is a messenger RNA of Penaeus vannamei (Pacific white shrimp), 588 nucleotides long. NCBI's taxonomy places the organism in Eukaryota, Metazoa, Arthropoda, Malacostraca, Decapoda, Penaeidae. The record is from RefSeq and is a predicted model, not a curated record.